GAAAAAAUAGCAGCCAUAAAAGAAUUAAUUCGACCAUCACAUCAACUAUGUGUGAAUUCAGUCACCACCAAACCAAACAAACCACCCUCUCAUGGCUUCUCUGUUUCUGCUAACUGAUUUCUCAGUCUUAAAAAAAAGCAUCAAAUGUUUUCUUUAACUAUCUUUCUUAUCUCAUAGUUCUGUAUCCAAUUCUAUUAUAAUAAAACCAAACCUGUCAGAUAGCUUUUCAUUCCAAGAAAAGCCACCAACUUUUCAAAAUCAGUUAUGGGAAUUUUUGAUCUAGAGAAGCAUUUUGCAUUCUAUGGAGCAUAUCACAGCAACCCAAUUAAUGUUUUGAUCCAUAUCAUCUUUGUUUGGCCAAUCUUUUUCACUGCUCUUCUCAUUCUUUACUUUACACCUCCUUUAUUUCAACUAAAAGUCUCUGUUUUUGGUCAUAGUGAUGUUUUAAUUCUGCUUUUCAAUUCUGGGUUCUUCUUUGCUUUGAUCUAUGGUUUGUUUUAUGUGUUUCUUGAUGUCAAAGCCGGUUCCUUGGCCGCUCUGCUGUGUGUUUUUUGUUGGGUGGCUAGUUCUGCUUUAGCAAGGUGCCUUGGCUUUUCUCUUGCUUGGAAGGUUGUUCUGGUAGCUCAAAUUGUUUGUUGGACAGGACAAUUCAUUGGCCAUGGGGUAUUUGAGAAACGAGCACCAGCUCUUCUAGACAAUCUUGCUCAAGCAUUUAUAAUGGCUCCCUUCUUUGUGCUGCUGGAGGCUCUUCAAACCUUCUGCGGUUAUGAGCCAUACCCUGGGUUUCAUGCAAAUGUUCAAGCGAAGAUUGAAGCUGAAAUAAAUGAAAGACAAGAAAAGAAGAAGUUGCUUGUUUAAAAUGUAAACUGGAUUCUGUAUUGAUUGAUCUGCAUGUUCCUGUUACUGAAACAAACCAAACUAUAUUGUGCCAAUAGUUUCCGUUUGUCAUUACAGAAAAUAAACAUUAAUGAUAUAAAUAUACACAGUAAACCUCUUAGAGAUCAAUGAAAGAUUCUCUGCAUUCUGGAACAA
This is a messenger RNA of Mercurialis annua (annual mercury), 1032 nucleotides long. Its product is annotated as 2-hydroxy-palmitic acid dioxygenase mpo1-like. Gene Ontology annotation, cellular component: endoplasmic reticulum. Gene Ontology annotation, biological process: sphingoid catabolic process. The record is from RefSeq and is a predicted model, not a curated record. NCBI's taxonomy places the organism in Eukaryota, Viridiplantae, Streptophyta, Magnoliopsida, Malpighiales, Euphorbiaceae. The transcript is spliced from 4 exons. Bases 265 to 858 code for a protein of 197 amino acids.